AUGCCGUCGUACGACUCGGACGGGCAUCGCGAGUCCGGCGGCCGACGACGUCACCGGUCCACGAGUGGCACGCCCAAGAAGCGCAAACCGUCGAGCAGCGGCCGGCGGGGCACGAGCUCGCACACCCUCUCGGCGGAAGCACUGGCACAGCUGAAUGCUGGCGCGGCGGUCGCACCGUCCAGCAGCGGCGACGGCAGCAGCGCACAGCCCCAGCGAGACGAACGGCGAAGGGAUCGACGAGAGCGAGGCGACCGCGAGGCGCGACGAGAAGACAGGCUCGAGCGGGAGGAGCGGCGGGAGAGGAGGGCGAGGCGCGAGAGGCGGGACCGGGAAGAGGCCGAGGAGCGAGAAGCGAGGCGCGAGCGUGAAGAGCGGCGGGAACGGCGCGAGCGGGACGAGGGCCUAGGCCGGCAGCCCAGUCGACGCGACAGUACAGGUGCAGGUGCAGGCGGUCGUCGAGACAGUCGUCGUCGAGACAGUCGUCGUCGAGACAGCCAGGACCAGUACGAGUCGUCGCGAACACAAAGUGAAGACCGACGGCGGCGCCAGCGGCGAGACGACGAGCGUCACGAACGACACACGCGGCGACGAGAGGGGCGCGCCGGUGGGCGCGAAUCAGAACGGGAGCUGGACACGGACGACGAGCGGCGAGCAAGACACGCAAAGCGCUACGACCGCAACGAACGAUACGACCAUCAACAAAGGCAGUCGACCGACCGACGAACAUCAAAAUACUACUACAUAGACCACGAGGCCGACCACGACCACGACGACGGAUACGACCGCGUUGACGCUGGCGGCUUCGCUGAUCGGCGCCACCGCUCCAGGCGCGAUCGACGGAUACCCAGUGGUGCCGUGCUGGAGGAGGGUCGGUCACGCGGGCUGCGCAAGACCAGCGCCGGUUACCGCCACGACGCCGCGGCUGCUGCCACCGCUACGGCCGCUGCGGCGGCCGCAGGAGGUGGCUUGUUUGGCAAGUGGCGGGGGCAUUUACGGGGUGGCUUUGGCGGGCUGAGCAGCCGGGGCAGCAAUGACAGCAGCAACUCCGGCCAUACCAUCCAAAAGGUCAAGGAGGAGCAGCUCUACUACACCAAGCAGCGACAGUCCCCGCCAUGGACCAAAAAGAAGAAGCUCGUACUCUUUGGAGGCAUUGGCGGUGCCAUCUUGAUCAUCAUCAUUGCUGUCGUGGCCGUGGUUGUGAGCAAAAAGCACGGUGGUAGUGGCGGUGGGUCUUCGUCGUCCGGCUCGUCCGACAGCUCAGGAUGCAGCGGACUCGCUUGCAUUUCGCCCGCCAGCAUCCCAUCAGGAGCGCCGACGUGGCUGAACCCGUACAGCUGGGCCUCUGUGACCGACUUCAACCUCACAUACACGAGCGAAACCGUCGGCGGCCUGCCGGUCAUGGGCCUCAAUACAAGCUACGACGACUCGGCAGCAGCCAACGCCAAGACGAAACCGCUCAACCAGGCAUGGGGGUCCUACGGCACGACACCCGCGAGGGGCGUCAACCUUGGUGGCUGGCUGUCUCUCGAGCCAUUCAUCACGCCCUCCCUCUUCAACUUCAACUCACGGCUGGGCAUUGUCGACGAGUACACGCUGUGCGCCUACCUGGGCGCAGCAAAGUGCAGCAGCACGCUCGAGAGCCACUACGCGUCGUUUGUGACGGAGUCCAGCUUCCAGGAGAUUGCUGCGGCCGGGCUCGACCAUGUUCGCAUUCCAUUUUCGUACUGGGCCGUCGAGGUCUACGACGGCGACCCCUAUCUGUUUCGCACGAGCUGGCGGUACCUGCUUCGCGGGAUCGAGUGGGCCCGCAAGUACGGCCUGCGCGUCAACCUCGACUUGCACGGCCUGCCGGGCAGCCAGAACGGCUGGAACCACAGCGGUCGGCAGGGCGCCAUUGGCUGGAUGAACGGGACGGACGGCGAGCUCAACGUGCAGCGGUCGCUGGAUGUGCAUGACAGGCUGUCGCAGUUCUUUGCCCAGCCGCGGUACAAGAACGUGAUCUCGCACUACGGACUGGCCAACGAGCCGCGCAUGACAUUCCUGUCGAUGGCGUCGGUGAUGAACUGGACGCAGGCGGCCGCGGCACUGAUCCGCAAGAACGGCGUCAGCAACGAGACCAUCAUUGUGUUUGGCGACGGAUUCUGCGGCCUCGACAAGUGGCAGGGCCAGCCCAACACGUACAAUCUGGCGCUCGACGUGCACCAGUACGAGAUCUUCAACAACGACCAGAUUGUGUACUCGCACGAAGAGAAAAUCACGUAUGCGUGCCGCGGCUGGACGGCGCAGACCGAACAGAGCAUGAACACGGCGACCGGCUUCGGCCCGACCAUCACAGCCGAGUGGUCGCAGGCGGACACGGACUGCGCGCCGUACCUCGGCAACGUCGGCAACGGCAACCGCUGGACCGGCACCUACGACGUGGGCAACGCGUCGCUCAACGCGCUGACGCCCAAGUGCCCGGCCCAGGACGCGACGUGCUCGUGCAACAACGCCAACGCCGACCCCAGCACCUACUCGGACGCCUACAAGCAGUUCCUCCUCACGUUUGCCGAAGCGCAGAUGGACGCCUUCGAGACGGGCUGGGGCUGGUGGUACUGGACGUGGGACACGGAGGCGGCCACGCAGUGGUCGUACCGGAAAGGACUGGCCGCAGGCAUUCUCCCGGCGGACGCGUCGUCGCGGUCCUUUUCCUGCUCGUCGGGCACGAUUCCGUCGUUUGCCGACCUACCAGAGACCUAUUGA
This is a messenger RNA of Sporothrix brasiliensis 5110, 2742 nucleotides long. Its product is annotated as beta-glucanase. The coding region runs from base 1 to 2742 and encodes 913 amino acids. Gene Ontology annotation, cellular component: extracellular region; cell surface. The record is from RefSeq and is a predicted model, not a curated record. The transcript has 2 exons. Gene Ontology annotation, biological process: glucan catabolic process. Gene Ontology annotation, molecular function: beta-glucosidase activity. Lineage: Eukaryota; Fungi; Ascomycota; Sordariomycetes; Ophiostomatales; Ophiostomataceae.